AUAAAAUUUCUUGAGUCCCUCAUUACAGUGGUGUCCAUAAGAAGGGUCUCCAUGGAUCCAGUUGUGGUCUUGUUGCUCAGUCUGUUCUUUCUGCUUUUCCUGUCUCUAUGGAGACUGAGCUCUGGGAGAGGGAAACUCCCUCCUGGCCCAACUCCUCUCCCAAUUAUUGGAAAUUUCUUUCAGGUUGAUAUGAAGGACAUUCGGCAAUCCUUAACCAAUUUUUCUAAAACCUAUGGACCUGUGUAUACUCUGUAUGUUGGCUCACAGCCUACUGUGGUAUUGCAUGGCUAUGAGGCAUUGAAAGAAGCUCUUGUUGAUCAUGGGGAAGAAUUCUCUGGAAGAGGAAGGUUACCAAUUUGUGAAAAGGUUGCUAAAGGACAGGGCAUUGCUUUUAGCCAUGGAAAUGUAUGGAAAGCCACAAGGCAUUUCACAGUCAAAACCCUGAGGAAUUUGGGCAUGGGAAAAGGGACCAUUGAAGACAAAGUGCAAGAGGAAGCAAAGUGGCUAGUGAAAGAACUGAAGAAAACCAAUGGCUCACCCUGUGAUCCCCAAUUCAUCAUGGGAUGUGCUCCUGGCAAUGUCAUCUGCUGCAUUAUCUUGCAGAAUCGUUUUGAUUAUGAAGAUAAGGAUUUUCUUAACUUGAUAGAAAAAGUGAAUGAGGCCGUUAAAAUUAUAAGCUCUCCUGGGAUUCAGGUUUUCAAUAUAUUUCCUAUACUUCUUGAUUAUUGUCCGGGAAAUCAUAACAUAUAUUUAAAAAAUUAUACAUGGGUUAAGAGUUACCUUUUGGAGAAAAUAAAAGAACAUGAAGAAUCGUUGGAUGUUUCAAAUCCUCGGGACUUCAUUGAUUAUUUUCUAAUUGAAAGAAAUCAGGCACUCAGCGCUAUGAGUUUUCCUCCUAACACAGCUUUCAUUGUGUCCCAUAAGUUUGGGUAUGUUGUACCUUUAUUUUCAUUAAAUUCUAAGAAGUCUUCAAUUUCUUUCUCAUUUCUUCCUUUACCAGUUUACAUUGAGUAGUGCAUUGUUCAAUUUCCACGUAUAUGUGGGCAUUCUUCCCUUAUUGUUAUUGAAGACCAGCUUUAGGCCGUGGUGGUCUGAUAGCAUGCAUGGGAUUAUUUCUAUCUUUCUGUACCUGUUGAGGCCCGUUUUUUGACCAAGUAUAUGGUCACUUUUGGAGAAAGUACCAUGAGGAGCUGAGAAGAAGGAUAGAAUGUUCUAUAAAUAUCUGUUAAGUCCAUUUGGCUCAUGACUUCUAUUAGUCUGUCUACAUCUCUGUUUAAUUUCUCUUUCCAUGAUGUGUCCAUUGAUGAGAGUGGGAUGUUGAAAUCUCCUAAUAUUAUCGUGUGAGGUACAAUGUGUGUUUUGAGCAUUAGUAAGGUUUCUUUUAUGUAUGUAGGUGCCCUUGUAUUUGGGGCAUAGAUAUUUAGGACUGAGAGUUCAUCUUGGUGGAUUUUUCCUUUGAUGAAUAUGACGUGUCCUUCCUUAUCUUUUUUGAUGACUUUUAGUUGAAAAUUGAUUUUAUUUGAUAUUCGAAUGGCUACUCCAGCUUGCUUCUUCCGACCAUUUGCUUGGAAAUUUGUUUUCCAGCCUUUCACUCUGAGGUAGUGUCUGUCUUUGUCUCUGAGAUGUGUUUCCUUUAGGCAGCAGAAAGCAGGGUCCUCCUUGCGUGUCCAGUUUGUUAAUCUAUGUCUUUUUAUUGGGGAAUUGAGACCAUUGAUGUUGAGAGAUAUUAAGGAAUAAUGAUUAUUGCUUCCUGUUAUAUUCAUAUUUGGAUAUGAGAUUAUGUUUGUGUGCUUUUCUUCUCUUUGUUUUGUUGCCAAGACGAUUAGUUUCUUGCUUCUUCUAGGGUGUAGCUUGCCUCCUUAUGUUGGGUUUUACCAUUUAUUAUCCUUUGUAGCGCUGGAUUUGUAGAAAGAUAUUGUGUAAAUUUGGUUUUGUCAUGGAAUAUCUUGGUUUCUUCAUCUAUGUUUAUCGAGAAUUUUGCAGGAUACAGUAACCUGGGCUGUCAUUUGUGUCUCUUAGGGUCUGUAUGACAUCUGUCCAGGAUCUCCUGGCUUUCAUAGUCUCUGGCAAAAAGUCUGGUGUGAUUCUGAUAGGUCUGCCUUUAUAUGUUACUUGACUUUUUUCCCUUACUGCUUUUAAUAUUCUUUCUUUAUUUUGUGCAUUUGGUGUUUUGACUAUUAUGUGACAGGAGGAGUUUCUUUUCUGGUCCAAUCUAUGUGGAGUUCUGUAGGCUUCUUGUAUGGUUAUGGGUAUCUCUUUCUUUAGGUUAGGGAAGUUUUCUUCUAUGAUUUUGUUGAAGAUAUUUACUGGUCCUUUGAGCUGGGAGUCUUCACUCUCUUCUAUACCUAUUAUCCUUAGGUUUGAUCUUCUCAUUGAAUCCUGGAUUUCCUGUAUGUUUUGGACCAGUAGCUUUUUCUGCUUUACAUUAUCUUUGACAGUUGAGUCAAUGAUUUCUACGGAUUCUUCUGCUCCUGAGCUUCUCUCUUCUAUCUCUUGUAUUCUGUUGGUGAUGCUUGUAUCUACGGCUCCUUUUCUAUUCCUUUGGUUUUCUAUAUCCAGGGUUGUUUCCCUGUGUUCUUUCUUGAUUGCUUCUAUUUCCAUUUUUAAUUCCUUCAACUGUUUGAUUGUGUUUUCCUGGAAUUCUUUCAGGGAAUUUUUGUGAUUCCUCUCUAUAGACUUCUACUUGUUUAUUUAUGUUUUCCUGUGUUUCUCUAAGGGGGUUCUUCCCGUCUUUCUUGAAGUCCUCCAGCACCAAGAUGAAAUAUGAUUUUGAAACUAGAUCUUGCUUUUCUGGUGUGUUUGGAUAUUCCGUGUUUGCUUUGUUGGGAGAAUUGGCCUCUGAUGAUGCCAUGUAGUCUUGGUUUCUGUUGCUUGGAUUCCUGUGCUUGCCUCUCGACAUCAAAUUAUCUCUAGUGUUACUUUGUUCUUCUAUUUCUGACAGUGGCUAGACUCUCCUAUAAGCCCGUGUGUUAGGGUUUCUCUUUUCCUGUUUUCUUUCACCCAGUUAUGGGAACAGAGUGUUUUGCUUCCGGGCCUGUAGUUUUUUUUAUCUACAGGUCUUCAGCUGUUCCUGUGGGCCUGUGUCCUGAGUUCACUAGGCAGGUUGCCUGGAGUAGCAAGGUUUGUCUUACCUGUGGUCCCAAGGCUCAAGUUUUUUCGUGGGUUGUUGCUUAUGAGCUCUCCGUGGCGGCAGCAACCAGGAAGAUCUGCGCCGCCCUUUCCGGGAGCUUCCGUGCACCAGGGUUACAGAUGGCGUUUGGUGUUUUCCUCUGGAAUCAGUAAUGUGGGCAGAGUGUAGUCUUUUCUGGUUUCCCAGGCGUGUCUGCCUCUCUGAAGGUUUAGCUCUCCCUCCCACGGGAUUUGGGUGCAGAGAACUGUUUAUCUGGUCGGUCCCUUCAGGUUCCAGCAGUGUCUCAGAUGCAGGGGACCUGCUGCUGCUGUGCCCUUAUCCAAGGGAACCCAGAGGCAGUAUACAGUUUCCUCUUGGGCCAGGGAUGUGGGCAGGGGUGGGCAGUGUUGGUGGUCUCUUCCACUCUGUAGUCUCAGGAGUGCCCACCUAUCCAGGCAGUGAGGUCUCUCUCCCACGGGGUUUGGGAGGAGCGAGCUGCUGCGGACAGGGAACCGAGGGUUUGGACGUCUUUUUUUUUAAAAGUCCUUUUACUCUGAGAUAGUGCCUGUCUUUGUUAUUGAGAUGUUUUUCCCACAUGCAGCAAAACGCUGGACAUUGUUUGCUUAUCCAAUUUGUUAGCUUACGUCUUUUUAUAUGUGAGAUGAGUCCAUUAAUAUUGAGAGAUAUCAAGGACAGAGAACUGUUGGUUCCUGUUUUAUUUGUUUAUGUAGGUGGCUUUAUGUAUUUGUAGUUCUUUCCUUUUGGCUUUGUUGUGAGAUGAUUAAUAUCUUGUCUUUCCCUCUGUAUAGGUACCUUCCUUGUGUUGUACUUUUCCUUCUACUGUCCUCUGUAGGGCUAGAUUGGUAGGUUGAUACUGUUUGACUUUGGUAUUGGUCUGGAAUAUUUUGGUUUCUCCAUUUAUGUUGCUUGAGAGUUUUGCUGGGUAUUGUUUCUUGGGCUGGCAUUUGUGUUCUCUUAGAGUCUGCAUGACCUCUGUCCAGGCUCUACUGGCUCUUAGUGUCUCUGUUGAGAAAUAUAAUUAAAGGGCCUUUCUGCUGGGACAGACAGCUAGCUAGUCUGAUUCCUGGAAGACAAUAUCCUAAGGCAUCCCAGAAGAUCCAAUGCACUCAGAGCAUUUGGUAUAAAUUUUCUCAAAGUCUCACAGCUGCCACUGGGAUCCCAAUGGUCUCAGGGACUCAUCAUACCACAUAACCCUUGACCUUCGAAUACAACUCCUUUUACACUUGGUUCUUUCUGCUAGCAGAUUGGUUGGUAGUCUGAUCCCUGCAAGAUAUCAUAUCUGGAGAUAUCCCAGAAGAUCUGUUGCACUUGAGGUAUUUGAUAUAGCAUUUCAGGCAUCCUAGGAAAUCUGCUGCACUCGGGGAACCUGACACCAGAGCAUUAGACAUCUCAUGAGAUCCACUGCACUCAGGAAACCACAGCUUGAAGGCAUACCAGGAUUUGUCAUUACUGCUUUUAAUAUUCUUUGUUUUGUGCUUUUGAUCUUUUGAUUAUUAUGUGACAAGAGGAAUGUUUUCUUUUUCUUCUUUUUAUUGAAUUUUUUAUUUACAUUUCAAAUGUUAUUCCCUUCCAGAAACCUCUAUCCCAUUCACUCACCCUGCUUAUUUGAGAGUGCUCCCCCAUCAAUCCACCCACUCCCUGCUGUCUCCCUGCCAUGACAUUCCCCUAUACUGGGCCACAGGGCCUUCCCACUUACAAGGGUCUCCCCUCCCAUUGAUGCCAGACAAGGCCCAUUCUCUGUUAUAUAUGUGGCUGGAACUUUGGGUCCCUCCAUGUUUCUUCUAUUGUUGGUGGUUUAGUCUUUGGGAGUUCUAGAUGUCUGGUUGCUGAAUAUUGUUCUUCCCUUGGGGUUGAAAAUACCUUCAGCUCCUAUAGUCCUUUCUUUAACUCCUCCAUCUGAGUCUGUCUACCUCACAUAUCUGCAGUUAGAUUUUUGCCUUUUAAAAUAUCUCCCAGAAAAACUGAGAAUCCAGUUUUUCUUUCUUGCACUAUUCAUUUUAGAAAUAAGUAUCAAUUAGAGUGAUAAUUGCAACAUGGCACUUGAAGGGAAUUUGGAAUGCUGUCAUUUCUACUAUUCUCAAGUUUUUUUGAUAUAUUUAUUUCAACAUAGUAUGUCAAGUAAGUUAUCAAUUCUUUCAAUUUGAAACUAAGUGGAAUUCAAUGAUAGAUAAUUAGAUUUAAAUUCCUAAAAUAUUUAAUGUUAUUUAUUUUUUAAUUUGUAGGCUGAAAUUUUUACUAUAAUAUUUAAUAAUUAUGAUUUAUUUAGCUUGACGUUUUGUGAAUUUUUUUUCUGUUUUGGGAAUGAAGGUUCCAGGCCUUAAUGUACAUGGUAACUUAAGCUUUUAUGGACAGUCUCAGCCAGUACUUUCCUUCAGCAUUAAUUACAAUAGUGAAUUUUGGAUUCGGUCAUUAGUAUAAAUAAUAAUUCUCUCAAAGUUGAUGAAAAUAUUGACUAUAAUAAUGAGAUUAGUGAUUGAUGAAAUGUAAGCAAGGAAGUCAUGAAAUAAACAGGCAGCAAUUAAUAAAGUAUUUCUGUAUUGUUUUACUCACCUAAAUAUCACCAAUCCAUCAAGGGAUAAAGCCAGAACAAUACUGAUUUAUUUUGGAAGUUUAAUAUUCAAAUACAGCAAUUUUGAAACUUUGUGAUCAUAAAGUUUUGUUUACCAAGAUAAAAGGUAGUGUUUGUGAAUGUAUUUUGGAUCUUACUAAUUCGUUACUGGGGUUAAUACUUUGUAACUAUUCAGUCAUAUAAUGCAUGCAGCUCCAUAUGUACCCUUGCUCUGAUUGCCCAAUUAUUGUCAGUAGGCUUUCUUUUCCCUUCUUUUUUCUUUUUCUUUUUUUUUAGAUCCAGUUGAUAGAUAUAAUUGCCCACCUAAACAUGCAGAGCCAUCCAUCCCUUAAGAACAUUAAUAACAACCUGUAAAUACACAGAGUGGAAUCUUAACAUCACCUGCCAUGGCUUCUCUCCCUCUCCCUCCUGUCUCUUCUUCUUUCUGUUCUAGUCUCCUCCUCUUCCUUCAAACUUUUCUCCUGACCAUCUUUCCUUCUUGUCCAAUGACAGGCUUCAUUCUAUCUUGUACCUGCCUCACCUCUGACAUCAUCCCACAUUUCACCCUUUUUGUCCAAUAAAAAAAGUUUUUCUCAAAUAUAAGUUGAGCACAACUAUUAUUAUUUUGUAAUUAAAAGCAUAAACUAUAACUAACACCCAGUCCAACACUUUCAGUUAAGCAGUACAUUUAGUUAUCCAUUCCAGCUUAAGAAAGGCUUAAUUAAAACCUAUGUUAUAUAUCUUGGCUAGCUUGUAUACUAUCUGAUAACUUUCCAAUAAAAUAUGUAUUUCUAGAGUUAGUCUGAUAGACUAUGAGGUUAUAAUCAGUCUUCAACCCUGUCAGAAAUCUGAGAAUGACCAAAUAUCUAUACACAUAGGAAGCCUAACAUGGCCUCCAGAACUGAGAGGUUGUAGAGACAAAUCUCCUCUAGCAUAGUCCCCUGUUAGCAACAUGUGAGCGCAAGUCUUCAGUCUUCUGGCCCAAAAUCAACUGACAAACUCUUGAAAUACAGAUUUUGAAGGGCUGAUCACCCUGUCUUGGCAGAGCUUAUCACUCAACAAUUCUGCAUAAUUUGUCCUUUUCUGGACAGUAUUAAUCUGCAGAAGAAACAGGCAGCUUUGUCCAGUGGCUGCCUAGCCACAAAGUAUUGCCUCACCUGGAGGUAGAGAUGUUUAAAUUCUUCAUUAAAUCCACCAAUGGUUCCCCUUUGUUAGGAGCAGAUAUGUCUCAACAAAAGAUAAAUAACUUUAAAUCUCAAAUUUUGUGGAUUUAUGAUGUUUUUGAAAACCAUCUAUUUAUAUAAAGUAAUCUGUACUAUUGUCUCCAUAUCCUAAAUAUUAUCUUGAAAAUAUUCUCACAAACUCAGAGCCAUGCAUUUGUUAUUUGGCUCUUAACUCACAGGUGUAAUCAACUCAGAAAUUUGUAGUGACAUCCAUAGACUGACUCUAGACCUUGUACUUUUAAACUUUGUCAAAUAAAUUCCAUACCAAAGCAAAGAUAGGAUUUUAGCUUAGUUACCAAAUGAGAUUAUGACUGUACAACUCAAUCUAGCUGAUUCCUCCCUGUUAAAUUGCAACCAUUUCUAAAUUCCUCAUAAAAACAACUUUAGAAUAACCAUUUUCAGCCCUCCAAAAGUCCAGGGAAUUGGGGCAAUGACUCCUCCAUAACUUCUUCAAGCUGUACAUGGUCGUUGAGAUAUCCUUGGGGGUAGGGAGUAGGAAGAAUGAAGCAAAUGCUGUAGCCGAUGUGUCCUGACUGGACCCAGCUGAAAGUCCUUGAGACCAGGAAUCCAAGUAGGCACAUUCUGUAAAAUAAAACUCUCAAGACAAAAGUUUAGAAUUGAGAUAUCUUUUUGUUUGAUUCUCAUAAAUUACUUUUUUCAAGCGGUCUAACUCUAUCAAAUCUGAUCAGUAUGACUCUGUGAGGUUUCCAGAGCCUAAUCACACUUUUUAAAAACACAAAGACAAAAAUCUUUUCCCAAAAUACUAUGUUCCUUAGUCUGUAACCAGAUAAGCUUAUAUCUUGCACUCUUUCCCAGAGUAAUAAUAUAACCAUAAAACUCAAAGUCACACCCAUUAUGAAGAUUAAACAAUUUUUUUAAAAAAGGAAGUAAGCUAAACAAUGAACCUGUUAGGCUUUUGUACUUUAUGAUAUCAGAAAAUGUACCCAAAAUUCCCGUGGAGCCCAUGUUAAGAGAAUCCAAGCUUCCUGUUGUGGUAAAUAUCAAAAGUAAGCACAAACCCUUGCUAGCCCACAUCAAGAAGACAUAUAACCUUAAGCAGGGUAAUUUAUAAAACAAACCAAAUACCUUCUAUCAAUUACAAUAUCAAUAAGCAACAUAUCAAACCAGGAUUUUAGCCCAAAAUAUAUCCAUCUGUUAAGCUCUCUACCCGGAGCCACAGAUUUUUAAUUAGCCUUAAUAACUUGUAAAUAUCACAAUACUCUACUUGGAGUCAGUGACUGAUUUUUUCCUAUCUAAGUUCUGAACCAUGGAUGAAAAUCCCUAUGUGAUUCAGGUAAUCACUGUUCUCUCCUUAAAACAAGCUAAACACCUUCUAUCAAUUAUAAUACCAAUAAGCAACUUAAAACUCAGGGCUUUAGCCCAAAAUAUAUGAAUCGGCUAAGCUCUCUACCCGGAGCCACAGAUUUUUUUUAUUUAACCUUAAUAACUUUUACAAUAUAUGUCUGCAUUCACUGCGCCUGGUGUUACAGACAUUUAUCACAACUUUCUACUUGGAGUUAGUGACUAAUUUCUCCUUAUCUAAGCUCUGAACCAUGGGUGAAAAUCUUCACCUGAUUUAGGCAAUCCUUUUACUCUCUUCUUUCUAAAAAGAAAUUACAUCACCUUUUAGUAAUUCUUGUCAUUAAGAAGUAGCUUGUCUAACUAGGAUUUCAAACCAAAAUUUCUGUGGAGCCCAUGUUAACCGGAAUAUGAGCGUCUAGAAAGACUUUCUAAAGAACUUUUUUUAAAAAGCAGCUUUUAAUCCUUUUUUCUCUCCAUUAUUAUUAAACUGGGUAUUUCUUAUAUACAUUUCUCUCUCUUUUUUUUUUUUGGUUCUUUUUUUUGGAGAUGGGGACCGAACCCAGGGCCUUGUGCUUCCUAGGCAAGCGCUCUACCACUGAGCUAAAUCCCCAACCCCGAAAUGUGUAGCCCAGGCUGGCCUUGAAAUCGCGAUCCUCCUGCCUCUGCCUCCAUCAGCAAAUCCUACCGGCGUGUGCCACCACAACUGGCUAUACAUUUCAAUUGUUAUUCCCUUUCAUGGUUUCCAGGCCAACCUGCCCCUAAACACUACUCCUACACUUCUAUAUGGGUGCUCCCCUCCCUAUCCUCCACCCAUUACUGCCCUCCCCUCAAAAAUCACGUUCACUGGUGGUUCAGUCUUGGCAGGAUCAAGGGCUUCCUCUUCCACUGGCGCUCUUACUAGGCUAUUCAUUGCUACCUAAGUUGGAGCCCAGGGUCAGUCCAUAUAUAGUCUUUGGGUACUGGCUUAGUCCCUGGAAGCUCUGGUUGGUUGGUAUCGUUGUUCAUAUGGGGUCUCAAGCCACUUCAAGUUCUUUCAAGUCCUCUCUCUGAAUCCUUCAACGGGGGUCCCAUUCUCAGGUCAGUGGUUUGCUGCUGACAUUCACCAAUGUAUUUGCGGUAUUCUGGCUGUGUCUCUCAGGACAGAUCUACAUACAGUUCCUGUCAGUCUGCACUUCUUUGCUUCAUCCAUCGUAUCUAGUUUGGUGGCUGUAUAUGUAUGGGUCACAUGUGGGGCAGGCUCUGAAUGGGCGUUCCUUCAGCCUCUGUUCUAAACUUUGCCUCCUGAUUCCAUCCCAAGGGUAUUCUUGCUCUCUUUUUAAAGUAGGAGUGAAACAUUCACACUUUGGUCAUCUUUCUUGAGUUUCAUGUGUUCUGUGCAUUUAGGGUAAUUCGAGCAUUUCGGCUAAUAGCCACUUAUCAAUGAGUGCAUAUUAUGUGUGUUUUUUCUGUGAUUGGGUUACCUCACUCAGGAUGAUAUCUUCCAGUUCCAUCCACUUGCCUAUGAAUUUCAUAAAGACAUUGUUUUUGAUAGCUGAGUAGUAUUCCAUUGUGUAGAUGUAUCAUAUUUUCUGUAUCCAUUCCUCUGUUGAAGGGCAUCUGGGUUCUUUCCAGCUUCUGGCUACUAUAAAUAAGGCUGCUAUGAACACAGUGGAGCAUGUUUCUUUUUUGUAUACUCAGGCAUAUUGGGUCUAUGCCCAAGAGAGGUAUAGCUGGGUUGUCAGGUUGUUCAAUGUCCAAUUUUCUGAGGAACCUCCAGACUGAUUUCGAGAAUGGUUGUACCAGUCUGCAAUCCCACCAACAAUGGAGGAGUGUUCCUCUUUCUCCACAUCCUCGACAGCAUCUGCUAUUGUCCGAGUUUUUGAUCUUAGCCAUUAUUCUGACUGGUGUGAGGUGGAAUCACAGGGUUGUUUUGAUUUGCAUUUCCCUUACUACUAAAGAUGUUGAACAUUUCUUUAGGUGUUUCUCAGCCAUUUGGCAUUCCUCAGCUGUGAAUUCUUUGUUUAGCUCUGAACUCCAUUUUUAAUAGGGUAAUUUGCCUCCUUCCGGUCUAACUUCUUGAGUUCUUUGUAUAUUCUGGAUAUAAGCCCUCUAUCAGUUGUAGGAUUGGUAAAGACCUUUUCCCAAUCUGUUGGUUGCCGUUUUGUCCUAACAACAGUGUCCUUUGCCUUACAGAAGCACUGCAGUUUUAUGAGAUCCCAUUUGUGGAUUCAUGAUCUUAGGGCAUAAGCCAUUGGUGUUUUGUUCAGGAAAAUUUCUCCAGUGCCCAUGUGUUUGAGAUGCUUCCCUAGUUUUUCUUCUAUUAGUUUGAGUGUAUCUGGUUUGAUGUGGAGGUCCUUGAUCCACUUGGACUUAAGCUUUGUACAGGGUGAUAAGCGUGGAUCUGUAUGCAUACUGACCUGCAGUUGAACCAGCACCAUUUGCUGAAAAUACUAUCUUUUUUUCCAUUGGAUGGUUUUGGCUCCUUUGUCAAAAAUCAAGUGCCCAUAGGUGUGUGGGUUCAUUUCUGGGACUCCAAUUCUAUUCCACUUGUCUAUCUGUCUGUCUCUGUACCAAUACCGUGCAGUUUUUAUCACUAUUGCUCUGUAAUACUGCUUGAGUUCAGGGAGAGUGAUUCCCCCAGAAGUCCUUAUAUUGUUGAAGAUAGUUUUAGCUAUCCUGGGUUUUUUGUUAUUCCAGUUGAAUUUACAAAUUGUUCUGUUUAACUCUCUGAAGAAUUGGAAUUGGUAUUUUGAUGGGGAUUGCAUUGAAUCUGUAGAUCAUUUUUGGUAAAAUGUCCAUUUUUACUAUAUUAAUCCUGCCAAUCCAUGAUCAUGGGAGAUCUUUCCAUCUUCUGAGGUCUUCUUCAAUUUCUUUCUUCAGAGGCUUGAAGUUCUUAUCAUAUAGAUCUUUUACUUGCUUGGUUAAAUCACACCGAGGUAUUUUAUAUUAUUUGGGUCUAUUAUGAAGGGUGUUGUUUCCUAAUUUCUUUCUCAGCUUGUUUCUCUUUUGUGUAGAGGAAGGCUACUGAUUUAUUUGAGUUAAUUUUAUACCCAGCCACUUUGCUGAAGGUGCUUAUCAGAUUUAGUAGUUCUCUGGUGGAACUUUAGGGAUCGCUUAAAUAUACUAUCAUAUCAUCUGCAAAUUGUGAUAUUUUGAUUUCUUCUUUUCCAAUCUCUAUCCCCUUCAUCUCCUUUUUUGUCUGAUUGCCCUGGCUAGAAUUUCAAGAACUAUAUUGAGUAAGUAGGGAGAGAGUGGGCAGCCUUAUCUAGACCCUGAUUUUAGUGGGAUUGCUUCAAGUUUCUCUCCAUUUAGUUUAAUGUUAGCAACUGGUUUGCUGUAUAUUGCUUUUACUAUGUUAGGUUGUGGGCCUUGAAUUCCUGUUCUUUCCAGGAGUUUUAUCAUGAAUGAGUGUUGAAUUUUGUCAAAUGCUUUCUCAGCAUCUAAUGAAAUGAUCAUGUGGUUUUGUUCUUUCAGUUUGUUUACAUAAUGGAUUACAUUGAUUGUUUUGUGUAUAUUAAACCAUCCCUGCAUGCCUGGGAUGAAGCCUACUUGAUCAUGGUUGAUCAUUGUUUUGAUGUGGUCUUGGAUUCGGUUUGUCAGAAUUUUAUUGAGUAUUUUUGUGUCGAUAUUCAUAAGGGAAUUUGGUCUGAAGUUCUCUUUCUUUGUUGGGUCUUUUGUGGUUUAGGUAUAAGAGUAAUUGUGGCUUCAUAGAAAGAAUUUGGUAGCGCUCCAUCUGUUUCAAUUUUGUGGAAUAAUUUGAAUAGCAUUGGUAUGAGGUCUUAUAUGAAGGUCUGAUAUUAUUCUGCACUGAACCCGCCUGGAACCUGGCUCAUUUUGGUUGGGAGACCUUUAAUGACUGCUUCUAUUUCUUUAGGAGUUAUGGGGUUGUUUAAAUGGUUGAUCUGUUCCUGAGUUAACUUCGGUACCUGGUAUCUGUCUAGAAAAUUGACUAUUCCCUGCAGAUUUUCUAGUUUUUUUGAAUAUAGGCUUUUAUAGUACGAUCUGAUGAUUUUUUGAAUUUCCUCUGAAUCUAUAGUUAUGUCUCCCUUUUCAUUUCUGAUUUUGUUAAUUUGGACACACUCUCUGUGUACUCUCGUUAGACUGGCUAAGGGUUUAUCUAUCUUGUUGAUUUUCUCAAAGAACCAACUUUUGGUUCUGUUGUUUCUUUGUAUGUUCCUUUUUGGUUCUACUUGGCUGAUUUCAGCUCUGACUUUGAUUAUUUUCUGCCUUCUACUCAUCCUGGGUGUAUUUGCUUCUUCUUGUUCUAGACCUUUUAGGUGUGCUGUCAAGUUGCUUUUAUAUGCUCUCUCCUGUUUCUUUCUGCAGACACUCAGAGUUUUGAGUUUUCCUCUUAGCACAGCUUUCAUUGUGUCCCAUAAGUUUAGGUAGUUGUACUUCAUUUUCAUUAAAUUCUAAGAAGUCUUUAAUUUCUUUCUUUAUUUCUUCCUUGACAAGGUUAUCAUUGAUUAGCGCAUUGUUCAACUUCCAUGUAUAUGUGGGCAUUCUUCCCUUAUUGUUAUUGAAGACCAGCUUUUGCCCAUGGUAUUCUGAAGGGACACAUGGGAUUAUUUCUGUCUUUUUUGUCUCUGUUGAGGCCUGUCUUAUGACCAAUUAUAAGAUCAGUUUUGGAGAAAGUACCAUGAGGUGGUGAGAAGAAGGUAUGUCCUUAAGUUUUAGAAUAGAAUGUUCUAUAAAAAUAUGUUAAGUCCAUUUGGUUCAUGACUUCUCUUAGUCUGUCUAUGUCUCUGUUUAAUUCCUUUUUCCAUUAUCUGUCCAUUGAUGAGAGUGGGGUGUUGAAAUCUACUACUAUUAUCGUGUGAGGUGCAAUCUGUGCUUUGAGCUUUAGUAAGCUUUCUUUUAUGUAUGUAGUUUCCCUCGGAUUUGGAGCAUAGAUAUUUAGGAUUGAGAGUUCAUCUUGUUGGAUUUUUCCUUUAAUGAAUAUGAAGUGUCCUUCCUUAUCUGUUUUAAUGACUUUUAGUUGAAAAUCGAUUUUAUUCGAUAUUAGAAUGGGUACUGCAGCUUGCUUCUUCAGACCAAUUGCCUGUAAAGUUGUUUUCCAUUCUUUUACUCUGAGGUAGUGUCUGUCUUUAUCUCUGAGGUUUGUUUCCUGUAGGCAGCAGAAAGCAGGGUCCUCAUUUAGUAUCCAGUUUGUUAAUCUAUGUCUUUUUAUUGGAGAGUUGAGACCAUUGAUGUUGAAAGACAUUAAGGAACAGUGAUUAUUGCUUCCUGUUAUAUUCAUAUUUGGAUGUAAGAUUAUGUUUGUGUGCUUUUCUUCUCUUUGUUUUGUUGCCAAGACUAUUAGUUUCUUGCUUUUUCUAAGAUGUAGCUUGUUUCCUUAUGUUUAGCUUUACCAUUUAUUAUCCUUUGUAUCGCUGGAUUUGUAGAAAGAUAUUGUGUAAAUUUGGUUUUGUCAUGGAAUAUCUUGGUUUUUCCAUCUAUGUUAACUGAGAGUUUUGCAGGAUACAGUAACCUGGGCUGGCAUUUGUGUUCUCUUAGGGUCUGUAUGACAUCUAUCCAGGAUCUUCUGACUUUCAUAGAUCUGGUGAGAAGUCUGGUGUGAUUCUAAUAGGUCUGCCUUUAUAUGUUACUUGACCUUUUUCCCUUACCGCUUUCAAUAUUCUUUCUUUGUUUUGUGCAUUUGGUGUUUUGACUAUUAUUUGAUGGGAGGAUUUUCUAUUUUCCUCCAGUGUAUUUGGAGUUCUGUAGGCUUCUUGUAUGCUUAUGGACAUCUCUCUUUAGGUUAGGGAAGUUUUCUUCUAUGAUUUUGUUGAAGAUAUUUACUGGUCCUUUGAGCUGGGAUUCUUCACUCUCUUCUAUACCUAUUAUCCUUAGGUUUAAUCUUCUCAUUGAGUCCUGGAUUUCCUGUAUGUUUUGGACCAGUAGCUUUUUCAGUUUUACAGUUUCGUAGACAGUUGAGUCGAUGAUUUCUAUGGAAUCUUCUGCUCCUGAGAUUCUCUCAUCUCUCUCUUGUAUUCUGUUUUUGAUGCUUAUAUCUACAGCUUCUUGUCUCUUCCUUUUGUUUUCUAUAUCCAGGGUGUUUUCCCUGUGUCCUUUCUUUAUUGCUUCUAUUUCCAUUUUUAAUUCCUUCACCUGUUUGAUUGUGUUUUUCUGUAAUUCUUUCAGGGAUUUUUGUGAUUCCUCUCUAUAGGCUUCUGCUUGUUUAUUUACGCUUUCCUGCGUUUUUCUAAGUGAGUUCUUCAUGUCUUUUUUCAAAUCCUCCAUCAUUAUGAUCAAAUGUGAUUUUAAAUCUAGAUCUUGCUUUUCUGAUGUGUUUGGACAUUCAGUGUUUGCUUUGGUGGGAGAAUUGGGCUCCGAUGAUGCCAUGUAGUCUUAGUUUCUGUUGCUUUGGUUCCUGUGCUUUCCUCUUGCCAUCAGAUUGUCUCUAGUGUUACCUUGUUAUGCUAUUUCUGACAGUGGCUAGACCUUCCUAUAAGUCUGUGUGUCAGGAGUGCUGUAGACCUCUUUUUUUGGUUUCUUUCAGCCAGUUGUGGGAACAGAGUGUUCUGCUUUUGUGCGUGUAGCCUUUCCUGCCUACUGGUCUUCAGCUGUUCAUGUGGGACUAUGCCCUGAGUCCACCAGGCAGGUUGCUUCCCAUGGCUGAAGUGGCUCCUGGGGUGCUGCUUUUGAGCUCUUCGUGGAUGUGGCAACCAGGCGGGCCUGCACCACCUUUUCCCGGAGCCCCCGUGUACUGGGGUCCCAGAUAGUGUUAGGUGUUAUCCUCUGGAGUCAGAAAUGUGGGUAGAGUGUAGUCUCUUCUGGCUUCCCAGUCGUGUCUGUUCCUCUCAAAUUUUAGCUCUCCCUCCCAUGUGAUUUGUUUGUAGAGAACUGUUGAUUGAUCCCUUCAGGUCUGGGCGGUGUCUCUUCUUUGAGGCUUAAUAAGGUUUCUGUUAUGAAUUUACAUGCCUUUUCAUUUGGAGCAUAGAUGUUUGAAUUGAGAGAAAAAAAGGACACAUGUACUUCCUCCCUACUUAUUCAAUAUAUUACUCGAAAUCCUAGUCAGAACAAUCAGUCAAUGAAAGUAGGUCAAAGAGUACAAAUUGGAAAGGAAGAAGUCAAAAUAUCACUGUUUGCAGAUGAUGCGAUAGUAUACAUAAGGGACCCCAAGAGUUUCAUCAGAGAUCUACUAACCUUGAUAAACAACUUCAGGAAAGUGGCUAAAUAUAAAAACAGAUCAUCACACUUCCUCUAUUCAAAGGAUAAACAGGCUGAGAAAGAAAUUAGGGAAAUGACAACUUUCACAAUGGUUACAAAUAACAUAAAAUACUUCAGUGUGACUCUAACCAAGCAAGUGAAAGAAAUGCAUGACAAGAACUUCAAGUCUUUGUAGAUAGAAAUUGAAGAAAAUCUCAGAAGAUGGAAAGACCUCCCAUACUCAUGGAUUGGCAGGUUUAAUAUAGUAAAAAUGGCCAUUUUUCCUAAAGGAGUUUACAGACUCAAAGCAAUCCCCACCAAAAUUCCAACUCAAUUUUUUCAUAGACUUAGAAAGAGCAAUUUGCAAAUUCAUUUGGAAGAACAAAAAAACCCAGGAUAGCAAAAUCUAUCUUCAACAAUAAAAGAACUUCUGCAGUAAUCACCAUCCCUGAACUCAAGCAGUAUUACAGAGCAAUAGUGAUAAAAACUGCAUGGUGUUGGUAUAGAGAUAGGUAGAUAGAUCAGUGGAACAGAAUUGAAGAUCCAGAAAUAAACCCACACGCCUAUGGUCAUUUGAUCUUUGACAAAGGGACUAAAACCAUUCAGUGGAAAAACGAUAGCAUUUUCAACAAAUGGUGCUGGUUCAACUGGAGGUCAGCACAUAGAAGAAUUCAAAUUGAUCCAUUCUUAUUGCCCAUACAAAGUUUAAGUCCAAGUGGAUCAAGGACCUCCACAUCAAACCAGAUACACUCAAACAAAUAGAGGAAAAAGUGGGGAAGAUCCUCAAACACAUGGGCACUGGGGAAAAUUUCCUGAACAAAACACCAAUGACUUAUGCCUUGAGAUCAAGAAUGGACACGAGGGACCUCAUAAAAUUGCAAAGCCUCUGUAACGCAAAGUAUACCAUCAUUAGGACAAAAUGGCAACCAACAGAUUGGGAAAAGAUCUUUACCUAUCCUACAUUUGAUAGAGGGCUAAUAUCCAAAAUAUACAGAGAAGUUACACUCCAGAGAGCCAAGUAGCCCUAUUAAAGUAGGGUACAGAGCUAAUCUAAGAAUUUUCAGCUGAGGAAUAUCAUAUGGUUGAGAAGUACCUAUAGAAAUGUUCAACAUUUAGCCAUCAGGGAAAUGUAAAUCAAAACAACCCUGAGAUUCCUCCUCACACCAGUCAGAACAGCUAAGAACAAAAACUCAGGUGACAACAGAUGCUGGUGAAGAUGUGGAGAAAGAGGAACAUUCUUCCAUUUUUGGUGGGAUAGCAAUGUUGUACCAUGACUCUGGAAAUCAGUCUGCAGAUUUCUUAGAAAAUUGGGCAUUGUAUUACCUAAAGACCCUGUUAUAUCACUCCUGGGCAUAUACCCAAAUGAUGCUCUAACAUACAACAAGGACACAUGCUCCACUAUGUUCCUAGCAGCCUAUUUAUAGUAGCCAGAAGCUGGAAAGAACCCAGAUGCCCUUCAAGAGAGGAAUGGAUACAGAAAAUGUGGUGUAUCUACCCAAUGUUGUACUACUCAACUAUCAAAACAAUAACUUCAUAAAAUUCAUAAGCAAAUUGGUGGAACUAGGAAAUAUCCUGAGUGGGGUAACCCAAUCAUAAAGACAUACACGGUAUGCACUCAUUGAUAAGUGGAUAUUAGCUCAAACACUAGAAUUAUCCAAGAUGCAAUCCACAGACCACAUGAAACUCAAAAAGGAUGACCAAAAUGUGGAUGCUUCACUCCUUCUUAAAGGGGGCAACACAAAUAUCCAAAGGAGGGUAUGUGGAAGUAAAGUUUAGAGCAGAGACUGAAGGGAUGGACAUUCAGAGUUUGCCCCACAUGUGGCACACACACACACACAGACACACACACACACACACACACACACACACACACACACACACACACACACCCCAAAACUAGAUAA
Rattus norvegicus (Norway rat) is the source of this 17217-nucleotide messenger RNA. Lineage: Eukaryota; Metazoa; Chordata; Mammalia; Rodentia; Muridae. The record is from RefSeq and is a predicted model, not a curated record.